Messenger RNA from Fusarium proliferatum ET1, 564 nucleotides. RefSeq lists its product as uncharacterized. Gene Ontology annotation, molecular function: sequence-specific DNA binding; DNA-binding transcription factor activity, RNA polymerase II-specific. Gene Ontology annotation, cellular component: nucleus. NCBI's taxonomy places the organism in Eukaryota, Fungi, Ascomycota, Sordariomycetes, Hypocreales, Nectriaceae. Gene Ontology annotation, biological process: regulation of transcription by RNA polymerase II. The transcript is spliced from 2 exons. Bases 1 to 564 code for a protein of 187 amino acids. The record is from RefSeq and is a predicted model, not a curated record.
AUGGAGUACUGCGAGCCCUGCAACCGAUCCUUCGUUGACCCCCAUGCGCUCAAACAGCAUCUUGAAAGCAAACACCCAAAUACUUACUGUUUCCGUUGCAAAAAACACUUUUCACAUAGCAGUGCUAAGCAGCAACACAUCACAGACUCUUCCUAUCAUCAUAUCUGCUACAACUGCCCUCAAAAGCCUGAUUUCGAUUCCGAGUCAAAUCUACAGAAUCAUUAUAAAACCCACGCGAAGAAGACCGUGGAGUGUUUGGGCUGCUCCAGGGUAUUCAUCUCUGACUCGGCGAUGGUGUUGCACCCUGAAGCUGGCUACUGUCAGUCUGGUGCAGAUGAAGACUAUGUCACCGAGUGUGCGCUUGAAUGCUAUCAGUCUGGCCAAUACACCUCAGAUGAUCCAGCCUUCGACUUUCAGUGCCCAGCCUGCGGCACGCCUUUCUCACUUAUGAGCGCCUUGUUGCAACACGCUGAAAGCGUUGUUACUUGCGAUGAGCAUUUGGAGAGGAAUAUGUCGCUAGGGAAAUUCUUGCACUAUUUGCGCAUGUGCAUGAGAAAACUCUGA